Messenger RNA from Epinephelus fuscoguttatus (brown-marbled grouper), 5666 nucleotides. It is a transcript of the gene prox3, whose product is annotated as prospero homeobox 3. Bases 446 to 2806 code for a protein of 786 amino acids. Gene Ontology annotation, biological process: regulation of transcription by RNA polymerase II. Gene Ontology annotation, molecular function: RNA polymerase II cis-regulatory region sequence-specific DNA binding; DNA-binding transcription factor activity, RNA polymerase II-specific. NCBI's taxonomy places the organism in Eukaryota, Metazoa, Chordata, Actinopteri, Perciformes, Serranidae. The record is from RefSeq and is a predicted model, not a curated record. Gene Ontology annotation, cellular component: nucleus. The transcript is spliced from 7 exons.
GCGCCACUCCACACCGGGAGCAGCGCGUGAGGAUGAUGCCAGCCAGAGAUAGAUGGGUUGGCGAGGGAGGAAAAAAAACCUGCACAGUGACACAACUCGAGUAAAGAGGAGGCGGUGGAUGAGUGAGAGUAAAACUGCGAGAGUUACGGAACAAAGGACAAAUAAAGAGCAGAGGAGAACAGGAAAUAGCCGGAAACUCGCUGCUGGCUGGUUCUUUUUCUGCCCGCACCGAUGUCCGAGGCCCGCCCGGUGCCAGCUGAAGACAGUCGACCGAGGCAGAGCGCACAGGAACGGCCACUGGAGUGGGAAGCGUCGGGGAGCGGACACCGCUGGAGCUCCUCUCUGUGACUGAGACUCUGUGCAAGGACAUUUGCAGCUCAUUGUUAUUACAAGUGGAAGUGGCUGUGUGCUGUGAUUGGCCAGUGACCUGUUUAGCUAUCCAGUGAUGGAUUCCCCCACAGAUCUUUUCAAUGACUCUGCUCCCCAGAUGCACGCAUUUGCUCCCACUCAGGGCUCUACAGAUCUCCCUGGAGUUCAUCCUCAGCCCAGUGCAGGCCGCCCUCCUCCUGCCUUCAGACCUCCUGGCUUCCCCCUCAUCCACCACCUCCUCCAGCCGGGAGGAGCCCCCAGGAGGAUUGGAGGGCAACUCAACACAAACCUGGGCACACAUAGACACCUGGAGGACAGAAAUUUGGAGGAAGACAGGGGAGAGAGGGAUGGACAAGUGGAGCAAGGGAUGGAUGGAGCAGAGGAAGGAGUAAUGGAGGGAGAGGACAGCUUGUUGGGAGUUAAGAAGAGGCACAGUGAUGCCGCCCUCGCGGCUGAGUGGAGUCAGGACGUCUUAAAAGUGAAGAGGAUGAAGCUGGAGAGCCGGCCAAGAGAUGGAGAGGCAGAGGAGGGAGGGAGGAGGCGCGAGGGAGGUAGGGAGGGGAAGAGAAGAGAGAGGGAGGAGCUGAAAGAACAGCUGGAGGAGGCAAGAGAGAGACUGCAGGCCCUGCAGGAGAAAGUAUGGAGGGCUUUUGGGGAAAAGCACAUGGCAGAGGAGGAGAAGAAAAGGAGGUGCAGAAACAGAGAAGGAGGAGAAGGAGAUGCUGGGAUGAUGGAGGAGGAGGACAUUGCAGAAGGGAUGUAUGAUGAAGAGGACAUUGACGGUGGAGAGAUGGAAAAGGAAACUUUCUCCCUUCUUUCCGUUUCCCCUUUUGACAGCUUCCACAAACAGAGAGAGGAGAGGCAAAAAGACAGAGAGGGGAGGACGGAGAGAGGGAGAGGUGGAGGGUUGCACCUGGAGGGUGUGAUGGAGGGAGCGGGGUUGUGGUUGGAUUGUGGAGGGCUGGUCAGAGGAGACUGGCAUGGAGGGAUAGAAGAUGAAGGGGAGGAGGGAGGGCAGAAGUUUGCUCAGGCUCUGAAGCUGGAGCUGGGCAGCGCUGUUGCUCGAGUCAUUGACCGAGUUCUCCGCCUUUACACCGAGAUGACAGAUGUCACUCCCUCCUCUCCUCCUGCUGCCAUCUCUUUCCUCCCCGCAGACACGGGGAAUGAUGACGGGAGGGAGAGGGGAGUGUGGAUGGGACUUUUAACGAGAGGAAGAGGGGAGGAAAAAUUAAGAGGUAAGGAUGAAAAGACAGGAAGGCAGGAUGGAGAAAGAGAAAAAGAGCUCCAAAAGAGGAGCAACGGGAGCACCAUGCCUCCUGGACAGCCUCAUCGCACUGAACCAUCAGAUCUGGCAAUGCCAUUGGCUGUUCAGAGGUCACCUGACAUACGAAAAGCCCACCCACUCCUCGGCCCACCUCUCUCUACUCACCUGAAUCCCUCUCAUCCGAGCCUCUCCCUCCAUCACCCCUCUCUACCUCGCCCUCCUCCUCUUUCUCAUCCUCCCCUCAUGCCUCCAGCAUCACAACCCAAAGACCUCUCCUCCACCUUCCAUCCAUCCUCCUCCUCCUCUUCCUCUUCCUCAUCUUCCUUCCCGGCGCCUCCCCCUCCCCCUCCUCCGCCUCCUCCCCCUCUCCCUCUCCCCCUUCUCCACUACUCCAUGCAGCAGCUCUUCUCUCGCUCCCUUCACCACCCUCAGCUCCCCCACCUCCCCCCGUCCCGCAAGGACUAUUUGAACUCCGACCCUUUCUUGGAGUUCUCGUCUCACCCCUCAUCUCACCCCUCUUUCCCACCGCUCCCCUUGCUCGGUCACCUGGACGCCUCCCUUGCACGCCACGCUCAUGGAGGCAGGGAGAGAGGGAUGAGGGGAGAUGGGGGGAUGAGGGGAGGAGGCGGGAUGGAUGGAGGAGAGCUCUUCCUGACUGCUGGGGGAGUAUACACCCAGGAAGGUUUGUCUCCCUGCCAUCUGAAGAAAGCCAAGCUCAUGUUCUUCUACACACGGUAUCCCAGCUCCAAUACACUCAAGACUUACUUCCCUGAUGUCAAGUUUAACCGCUGUGUGACCUCCCAGAUGAUUAAAUGGUUCAGCAACUUCAGAGAGUUCUUCUAUAUCCAGAUGGAGCGCUUUGCACGACAGGCUGUCCGCGAGGCUCUCACCCGGGAUGGUGCACCUCGUCUGGGCAGAGAGAGUCAGCUGCGAGUGGGCCGUGACACAGAGCUUUACCGCAUACUGAACAUGCACUACAAUAAAAGUAACGUCUACCAGGUCCCAGAGAGGUUUAUAGAGGUAUCAGAAGUGGCUCUGAGGGAGUUUUACUCAGCCAUCUGGACUGGGAGAGACAGCGACCCCUGCUGGAAGAAAGGAAUCUAUAAAAUCAUUUGUAAGCUUGACAGUCCUGUACCAGAUGCCUUCAGACUGCCAGGUUGUCCUGUUGGCUGAUGAUUGAUCCACAUGUAUAAGAAUAAAUGCAUAAACACACAGACUCACUAAAAGAAAGGGAAUUGUGUUAAAGCAUUCACAAACUGUGAGAAGUGGUGUGAAGGAAUCCAUUCAGUUCUGCAAUUCAUUCAUAAUGCAUUCAUUCUGAGACAAAAAAAAAAAGAUAAUUUUAGAUGAUAGAAGUAUUUUGUUUGACAGUGUGUGCAGGGAAAGACACACAGACGCUUAAAUGAACAGACACUCACAGAGAGAAUGGUAUUCUGACAUCCUCAGUGCUGUGAUAAGAGUCUUGUGACUGCACUUAUCGAGGAACGUGACCAUACCAUUGAAUUAAAACGGACAGAGCAGGAAUUCCCUUUCCCAGCAUUCUUCACCAGUCAGCUGACUUGUGAAAUCACAGUGCUGCUACACUGGAUUGACAAAAACUGUCGUGAAAAUAAAAGUUGCUGCAGGCACAGAGCUGGGAUAGACUGAUGGACUGGAUUUAAUAACAACUUCACGGAAAUAUGCAUACUUGUUGUGCAUUAUGUGUUACCAUGAGACCACACAUCAUUCAUUCACUUGAAAAGAUAAUAUGCAUUCCUUGGCAGUCCCUUGCAAAUGAUUGCAAUUCAGAAAAAAAUGCCAUACUAUGCAUCCCCUCAGUAAUCAAAUGUACUGCUGAUAUCUGUUUACCAAGCAUGGGCACUGCACAAAUAUACGUUUCAGAUACUUGCAGACAAAGAAUCCACAUACCAAAUUUUCUUAGAUUAGAUGCCCUACUUUCCUCAUUGUCACUUAAACUGUGAGCAGAGCACGCAGUUCCUACAAAGAAAAAAAUCCAGCUUCCUGAUAAAUAUUGUUUAAAAAGCAGUAAUAUUGCUCUGUAUUUGUUGGCAAUUUUGCACAAGCAGCACCCAACUAUCACCCAAACAUUUACCCACUGCUCUCCCUCAGGGGGUGUUCACAGUUUUACAUUAGAGUCUUGUCAAAACGUUGAAUCUGACUGUUUGCUAGAAACUCACUGUAAUCGCUGCCUUGUGUGUGUAGGCUUCCCUGCAGGGUCACAAGUACCUUUUUGUUCAGUGUGCCCUGCAGCUUUUACAGUUUCUCCAUAGCUGCAGAGGCGCUUUCCUCUUUCUUUUGUUUGCUUGUUUGUUUGCCCCACCAACACAAAGCUGUCAUGUAUCCAGCAGAGAAAUCAAUCUUGGGAAUCUUUAAAGAAAACAUGAGGACCAAUCAUAACUACUGUCACCUAAUAUAUUGCUGUUGUUUGAGAGAAAUUUAAGGGCAGUGGUUGAUUUAUUUUUGCCUGUAUUUCCAUCUCUUUGUUCAAUAAGGAAUUAUUAUAGCUUUUGUACAUGAUGGCACAAUGUAAUCAAAAUGUAAAGUUCUGCCAAGAGGGACAUUAUAUUGAAUUUAAAAUAGUAAAAUUAAUGUUUUGUUGUUUCCUUGCUGUACUCUUAUUGUUGAAAUAUUCACUUCUGUUUUUGUAUUUCUUUAACGUGAUGUUAAACUAAAUAGGCCAGCUGCACAGUUAGUAUAUAUUGACAUUUGUUUCCUGGAAGUAUUGCAGAAACUUUCACUCUAUCUACUGUAUAUCAUGACUCUGACCCAGAGGGGACUUCUGUUCAUCAAAGUGUUGCUCCAGAUGAAGCCUCCUCUGGCUUAAUCACACCUCUGUGAGACCGAGCCCGUGUGUGAACUAUUUGUGACGUGUUUUCAGGUGCAUGUUUCCUAUAUUUGCAUUACAUUUUGUAUUGUAAUCUCUUCUGUUUCUCUCACGGCUCUUAUCGGUCUCUCUUUUAUAUUGUACAUAUUCUUUAGAUCUGUGCCUCAUUCGGACUUUGGUGAAUUUUGGUGUUUAAACUUAUCAGUGAAUUAAAGUGAUACCAGGCUUGUGUUGUGAUGUCUGGAUUCACACCACACACACGAAACACACACACACUCUCUCUCCUGGUAGCCAGCACUAAUACCAUCAUACUUUAAGCCUUUAAUCUAACAACACUACCGCACUAAAACACACACAUACACACAUUCUCACUAACACUAAUGCUUGGAUGAUGGCUUUGUAAGAGGCUCAGCCCUGGACUAAGUCUAGCCACCUGAGACAGCAGCACACACACACACACACACACACACACACACACACACAGAGUUUCUCUGGUAUGCUAGCUAUGUAUCCAAACCACAGUCCUGCGGAAAAGCCUGUUUUUGACUAACAAGCUGGACAACGGCUCUUGUCACAGUGAACCUGGUUAAACCUAGACACAUGCUCCACACAUAUUAGCUUUAGUUUGGCAUUUUGAAGGAAGGCAUUGGUGUCACGACACAGAAUAUAAAUGCAAACAUUCCCCAACUAACUUAUUGUUGACUGUCAACACUUGAGAAUAAACCAGGUCAGAUUUUAGCCAUCAAAAUCAGCAACACGUUCUUGCUAUUAUUAGCUGGUCUCUAUUUAUUUUAUAAUAAAAUCUUUCUGACACCAGCUUUAUCAUACUGCUGUGACUGAUGCUGAAGCUUUAAUGGCUUCUUUGAGUAUCAUUUUGCCAUCUCUUUGUGUGCUUCCCCUUCGGACAAAUCAAUCGCCUGUGGAAUCAGGAAAGCACCACAACAAGAACGCGCUCACAGUUUUCACAGAACUCCUCAAAGCACAAAACAUCUAUAGAAGUCUUCAGUGGCCUGACACAGAAUUGGCACACAUUACAGACUCUAUACAGCCUAUUUGUGUAAAUCUGUAAAAAAAAAAAAAAAGAAAAAAAAAAAAAAAGAAAAAACCUGCUCUAAAUACUGUAGUGAUUAGCUCUGAAGGGAAUCUGCAGUAGCUUUAUUCUGCUUGCAGAAGCCUUUGCUCACUAUGUGACAAGUCUCUUGAAAAUAG